AUGCUGCUGCCCAAGGGCGGAGUCACGUGGAAGUCGGCGACGUCUCGACUACCGCCGAGCCGGGCGAUAUGGAAUUACGUUGCGCGCACGCGGUUUUUGCUGGUGGUUGCUUUGAUUGGGAUAGUAAUAUUAAUAUGGGAUGGCGUGAGUGGGACCGCUGGUGAUAUACAAAGGUUCUACUGCUUCGGCCCGGCGAAAUCGCCCAUGCACAUGAGCCCGAACGAACAAGCAGAAUGGGCGGGGCAUCUACAGACACCUGUCAUUUUCAAUCAUCACACACCGGUCGAGGUCAACCACACAAGCAUACAACGGGUGGAUUUGAAUGGGAUAGCCUCCACGCCAAAAGCGGUCAUAAACGAGGAGCGCGUACUGAUCCUCACGCCUCUGCGAAAUGCUGCGCCAUAUAUUGAGCAGCACUUUGACCUGCUCUCCGCACUCACAUACCCACACAACCUGAUCGAUCUGGCUUUUCUGGUCGGUGACAGCACAGAUGACACGCUGGCCGUGCUUGCCAUGGAGCUGGAACGAGUGCAGUCACGGACAGACAAGAUUCCCUUCAACAGUGCCAUGAUUGUGGAGAAGGACUUUGGUGCUAUCGUUGGUAUGGAUGUGGAGAACAGACAUGGUUUUGCAAUGCAAGGACCACGGCGUAAGAUGAUGGGCAAGGCCAGGAAUUACUUGCUUUCGGCCGCUCUCAAGCCAGAGCACAGCUGGGUGUAUUGGCGGGAUGUGGAUAUCAAGGACAGCCCGACCAAGAUCAUCGAGGACUUCGUGGCGCAUGAUAGAGAUGUUCUGGUGCCGAAUAUCUGGUUCCAUCGUUACAAGGACGGAGAAGACAUCGAAGGCCGAUUCGAUUACAAUUCUUGGCAGGAGUCGGAUGCUGGUCGCAAACUCGCAGCUGGCCUUGAUAAGGAUAUUGUGCUUGCAGAAGGCUACAAGGAGUACAAAACAGAGCGGACGUAUAUGGCUCGCAUGGGCAACUGGCGAGAUAACAAGGAUGUGGAGAUCCCACUUGACGGGAUAGGUGGCGUCAACAUCCUGGUCAAGGCGGAUGUUCAUCGGUCAGGGAUCAAUUUCCCGGCCUACGCUUUCGAGAACCAGGCCGAGACAGAAGGCUUUGCCAAGAUGGCGAAACGUGCUGGCUACGGCGUGUACGGUCUGCCGAACUAUGUGGUCUGGCAUAUUGACACAGACGAGAAGCCCGGAAAUGCGUAG
Messenger RNA from Recurvomyces mirabilis, 1215 nucleotides. RefSeq lists its product as uncharacterized. The coding region runs from base 1 to 1215 and encodes 404 amino acids. The record is from RefSeq and is a predicted model, not a curated record. Gene Ontology annotation, molecular function: alpha-1,6-mannosyltransferase activity. NCBI's taxonomy places the organism in Eukaryota, Fungi, Ascomycota, Dothideomycetes, Mycosphaerellales, Teratosphaeriaceae. Gene Ontology annotation, cellular component: mannan polymerase complex. Gene Ontology annotation, biological process: protein N-linked glycosylation; cell wall mannoprotein biosynthetic process. The transcript has 5 exons.